Diaporthe batatas is the source of this 1656-nucleotide messenger RNA. RefSeq lists its product as uncharacterized. The record is from RefSeq and is a predicted model, not a curated record. Lineage: Eukaryota; Fungi; Ascomycota; Sordariomycetes; Diaporthales; Diaporthaceae. Gene Ontology annotation, molecular function: hydrolase activity, hydrolyzing O-glycosyl compounds. Gene Ontology annotation, biological process: carbohydrate metabolic process. The coding region runs from base 1 to 1656 and encodes 551 amino acids. The transcript has a single exon.
AUGCUCCUCGCAAUGGCCCAGCUCCUCCUCGCAAGUCCUGCUGCGGCAGGCUUCAGCCCCCCUGGCGUGCUCUCCCCACUGCCACCCAUGGGGUUCAACAACUGGGCCAGGUACAUGGAGGGCCUCAACGAGUCCCUCUUUGUCGACACGGCAGAGGCCAUGGUCUCCAGGGGCUUGUUGACAGCCGGCUACAACCGCCUGAACCUCGACGACGCCUGGUCGCUCAUGGAGCGCCUGCCCAACGGCUCCAUGGCCUGGGACCCCAACAAGUUCCCCCGCGGGCCGCAUUGGCUCACCGACUUCAUCAAAUCCAAGGGCUUCAUCCCUGGCAUAUACACAGACGCAGGGAACAAGUCCUGUGCCGGGUAUCCUGGUGCUUACGGCUACGAGGAGAUCGACGCCCAGGACUUUGUGAACUGGGGGUUCGAGUACCUGAAGCUGGACGGCUGCAACAUGCCAGACACUACCGAGGCGACGUACAGGAGGGUCUAUGGGAAGUGGCAUGAUAUCCUGUCGUCCAUGUGGCCAAAGCAGAUGCUGUUCUCCGAGUCUGCCCCGGCAUACUUUGCCGAGGCCAGCAACCUCAGCAGCUGGUACGCAGUGAUGGGGUGGGUUCCGCAGUUCGGCCAGCUUGCGAGGCACUCGAGAGACACGCUGGUGUGGAACAGCACCAAUUACUGGCCGGAUAUCACAGGCUGGGACUCGAUCAUGUUCAACUAUGGCCAGGAGGUCCGGCUGGCGAGGUUCCAACGCCCUGGCUACUUCAAUGACCCAGACUUCCUCAAUGUCGACCAUUUCGACUACACACUUACUGAGAAAAAGAGCCACUUUGCCCUGUGGUGCAGUCUCUCGGCCCCAUUGAUCCUCAGCACGGAUCUGCUGAACAUCACGGACGCCGAGGUCGAAUACCUCACAAACAGAGACCUGAUCGACGUGGACCAGGACCCACUGGUCCAGCAGGCGACUUUGGUCAGCCAGGACGAAACCUGGGACGUGCUCACAAAGAGCCUGUACAACGGCGAUCGGCUGGUCACGGUUCUCAACCGCGGCAACGACACCGGGGACCUGGAAGUGUCGUGGGGCCGCAUCGGUAUCUUCCCCGACGAACUGCCCACCCCGUCUUCGAUCAACGUCAAGGACCUGUGGACGAACCAGACAACAUCCGUAGCCCUUGGAGAUGGGGGCAUCAAGGCAUCAUCCGUCCCGUCCCGCGGCACGGCCGUCUUCCGGCUGUCGAACCCCUCGGCCGGAGACGCCAUCCGCACCAUCCCGACGGGCAUGAUCUUCAACACGUUCUCGCUGCACUGCCUGACCGACUCGGCCGGCGGGGCAAUGACGUGGUACAACUGCAGCGGCUCGGACGCUCAGGUCUGGAAGGUCAAGCCGGACGGCCACAUCAGUAGUCUUCUGAGCCCCAAGAAAUGUCUGACAGCCGGCGCAGAUGGCCAGCUUGCGUCCCAGGAGUCUGGGUGUGCGGCCGGGAAGGAGAACAGGUGGGACUACUUCGUCUCGGGCAACCUGGUAAAUGGUGCGUCUGGGCUGUGUCUCACUGAGGACCAGGCUGCUGUUGAUGGGAGUUCGACUGCGACGGUCGCGAGCUGCGGGUACCUGACGAACGAGCAGGUCGUGGCGCUUCCUGUGGGCGUGGCGUUGUAA